Penicillium antarcticum is the source of this 1245-nucleotide messenger RNA. RefSeq names its product Ygr210 GTPase family protein. NCBI's taxonomy places the organism in Eukaryota, Fungi, Ascomycota, Eurotiomycetes, Eurotiales, Aspergillaceae. Gene Ontology annotation, cellular component: cytoplasm. Gene Ontology annotation, molecular function: ATP hydrolysis activity; GTP binding. The transcript is spliced from 10 exons. The record is from RefSeq and is a predicted model, not a curated record. Bases 1 to 1245 code for a protein of 414 amino acids.
AUGCCUCGAGAUCCGCUCAUCGGGCUGGUGGGAAAGGGGCAUACAGCCAUCAAGUGGAAAGUCGACAACAUUGAACAGUUUGACCGACGCAACUUCAAAAGUUGCUUCACAACCAUUGAUCCCCAACGAGCAAUUGGAUAUCUCCAGAUUGAAUGUCCAUGCGUGCGACACAAUGUUUCAGAUCGGUGCCAGCCCAACUACGGUGGUUGUCACGAAGGGCGACGCUCCGUUCCCAUUGAGUUGCUAGAUGUUGCUGGUCUUGUGCCAGGUGCGCAUCAGGGUCGCGGACUUGGUAACAAAUUCUUGGAUGAUUUGCGUCAUGCCGAUGCUCUGAUUCAUGUGGUGGACGUGAGUGGAACCACGGAUGCUGAAGGCAAGGCUACUCGAGGAUAUGAUCCGUCAGUGGACAUUGAGUGGUUGCGAUCGGAGGUCGUGCGCUGGGUGCAAGGAAACUUGAUGGAAAAGUGGGGAUCUAUUAAGCGAAGGCACGUUGCAAUUAAGUCAAACGCCGUGGACACAUUACAAAAACAAUUCGCUGGUUACGGAAGUACCUCGCAGACAGUUGCGCGCUGUCUUGAUAAGACUGGCAUCAAAGAGCCUUUGGAAGAGUGGUCAGAUGAAACAGUAGAGGUCGUCGUCAAUGCAUUUAUUGACGAAAAGUUCCCUACGGUGUUUGCCUUGAACAAGAUCGACCAUCCCGAUGCAGACAAGAACAUUAGCAAAAUUGCCAAGAUGCAAGAUCCUCAAAGCAUUGUGCUUUGCUCUGCUAUAUCCGAAGUCUUCCUCCGCAGACUGGCGAAGCAGGAGUACAUCAAAUACGUCGAAGGGAGUGAGUUUGUGGAUACACGAGAAGAUUUGAUUGAAAUGGGCGAGCCAGAUGGUGGUGGCCUCAAAGAGAUGGACGAGAAAUUGAAGACCCGGGUUGAGAACCUGAAAGAUAUGGUGUUGUACCGAUUUGGAUCGACUGGAGUUGUCCAGUGUCUUUCUCGAGCAGCAGAGCUCCUGGGCCUCGUACCAGUGUUCCCGGUUCGAAACGUCCAAACGUUCAGCUCUGGAAAUGGAACUGCCGUGUUCCGUGACUGCGUUUUGGUCAAGAAAAACAGUACAGUCGGUGAUGUUGCCCGCAAGGUGAUGGGUGAUGUGCCUAUCAACUAUGUUGAAGGAGUUGGCGGAACCCGAGUCUCUGAGGAGGAUAUUGUCGCAGUCGGGAAACACGACAUUCUCUCGUUCAAGGUUGGUCGAUAG